UAUAUAAGUAUACAAUUUCGUUAUGAAAAAGGAAAACGUGCAAGCUCUUAUAAGUAUUGUAUGAGCGUUUACGUGGUACAUACUUAUUUGGCCAAUUAGGCAUUAAGGCAAAAAUAAUUUUUAAAUGUUUCGUUACCGUGAGGAUGCAUAACGUGUCCGCAAAUCUUCCAGUGAGCAACGGUGACAUUUCGUUUUCGUUUUUUUUUUCAGUUUUUUCAAUUUUUUUUUACUUCGCUGGAGCUCUCCUUGAUAAUUAGGUCGUAAAAAAACCCCAAAACUAUUAUAAUCGACAUCAAUGCACAAAGUAAAUAACGACAUUAAAACAUGUGACAAACGCAUACAAUUCGAAAGCGAGCGACCUAAAAAUUAUUCGUAUUGCUAUUAAUAUAAUCCAGAAAUCUAUAAUUUAUGUGUGACCUAAAGAAAAAUCGUUAGCAGCACAUUUUGUAUUAACAAACCUUUGGAAAUAAUUCGAUUUGCAAACAACAGCAAUGAAAAAAUUUAAUAUCAUUCAUCAUAUCAUAACGGGAAGAAAAAGCAGCAACAACUAUAGAUGAAAUAACCAAUCCUUUUUCAUAAGCUUGGAGUAUUUGCAGUGCGCAUGACUACUUAUACAUAUUAAUAUAUGUAGUAUGUCCUUUAAUUCGAUUAGAAGUUCUUUAAUUUGGUGCAUUCAUUGAUUGCAAUCUACUCUAAUAAUAAUUUCUAUUAUUAAAAGUAUUUAUUAUUGAGAAAAUCUCUCGUGCAUUUGGAUCAUAAUAAUAAUAUUGUAAAAGUUUAAAAAAUAAUAAUAAUAAUUUAAAAGAAAUAAAUAAAUAAAUAAAAAAAAAAAUAAAAAAAACUUGUAAAGUUUUUCUCUCGAAUGAAUUAAGAACGUAUCGGACGUUUGCCGUAGUUAGACAUUGCCAUGGGCUGCCUAAAUAGUAAAGAUCGUCUUACAAAAGAAGAUAUGGAAUUUUUGAAAUCUCACACUCGCUACGAUGAAGCCACCAUAAAAGAGUGGUAUAAAGGAUUUAAGCAAGAUUGUCCAAAUGGGCGAUUAACUCCGGCAAAAUUUGUUGAUAUGUAUAAAAUGUUUUUCCCGUCUGGAAAUGCGGAAGAGUUUUGUGAUCAUGUCUUUCGAACAUUCGACAUGGAUAAAAACGGAUACAUAGACUUUAAGGAAUUUUUACUCGCAAUAGAUGUAACAUCAAGUGGAACUCCCGAAGAAAAAUUAAAAUGGGCAUUCAGAAUGUAUGACGUCGAUGGAAAUGGUGUUAUUGACAUACAAGAAAUGACAAAAAUUGUUCAGGCAAUCUACGAUAUGCUUGGGGCUUGUUCAUCAAAUCGUCCCGCUGAUUCGGCGGAGGAAAGAGCGAAGAAUAUAUUCUCUAAAAUGGAUGAAAACAAUGAUGGUCAAUUAACGCAGGAAGAGUUCUUAAAGGGCUGUCUCCAAGAUGAGGAACUUUCAAAAAUGCUAGCACCAUAAAGAAAUCUCAAUCAUUCAAUUUCUUCUAAUAUGUGUAUAAUUUAAGAAUAAACAAUAAAUAUAGUAAUGAAACAAAUUACCUAUUUUCAAUGUGUA
Molecule: messenger RNA, 1564 nt
Organism: Glossina fuscipes
Lineage: Eukaryota; Metazoa; Arthropoda; Insecta; Diptera; Glossinidae
Product: neuronal calcium sensor 2
Exons: 5
Coding region: 908-1468 (186 amino acids)
Molecular function (GO): calcium ion binding
Source: RefSeq, a predicted model, not a curated record